Molecule: messenger RNA, 3755 nt
Organism: Myotis davidii
Lineage: Eukaryota; Metazoa; Chordata; Mammalia; Chiroptera; Vespertilionidae
Gene: S100PBP
Product: S100P binding protein
Exons: 7
Coding region: 239-1309 (356 amino acids)
Cellular component (GO): nucleus; cytosol
Molecular function (GO): calcium-dependent protein binding
Source: RefSeq, a predicted model, not a curated record
GCUGGGAGGAGGAUGGGGGCGCCUGUUGCUUCUUCAGGGGACCACGUCCGCCGUCCGCCCCGUUGAGGGGUUGGGAGGCCCUCGCCCUGCCGGGAGAAGGGCUCGUUUUCGUCCCUGAGGAAGGUGGGAGUCAAUCAUUUUGACAAGUCUCCUGAAAGGAACAGCUAGCAGGAGCUGAAACCUUUUUCCAUUUGGUCUUGUGGCAAAGGCAGAGAUCACGCCAGCAGCUCCACACAAUAUGAUGUGCCCAUUGGUGCCCUCUAGGGGUUCCUUGGAUGAGGAUGUAUUGGAUGACUCCUUGCUGGACCUGAGUGAAGGAGAAGAAGAUGAUGGCCAUUUCAGCUUCACAGAGGAAGAGAUAGAGAAGUACUUAAGGGAUGAUGAUCUAUCAGAUGAGGAUGAGGAAAAUUCAUUGGACAGCCGUGGACCAGUAGCUGAGACUCCUGGCCUCUUCAAAUUACCUCAGAGUACAUUAGUUGGUCAGGGACCAACUCCUGCAAAACCAUUAAACAGACCCUUUGCACUAGAAAAGAAUCUUGUAAAAUUAACAGUUGUUGCACCAUUUAAUCCAACAGCUUGUGAUGUGCUUAAUAAGGACAAGACUGAUACACCCAAAGAUAUUGAAAAACCCUCCUCCCUUGGAGAAGGGAUGAGAGAAGAUGGUCUUAGCCCAAAAAAGAGCAAACUUUGCACUAAUUCUGAAGGGAUCAUCCCCAAUAACUCUUCCUGGGAUGGAUCCUCGCUCCCUUCUCCUUCAAGUAAUAACUUUCAACAAACUGUCCGUGAAAAAAGUAUGCCUGAUAGUAAGACACCUACACCUGUAAUCACUCAGAUCUUGGACCAUUCAGAGACUCCUCAUUUAGGUUCAUCCUGGAGAAAUGGAUCACAUAAAUCAAGUUGUGAAAUGAAGUUUCCAGUUGUUUCCAGUUCAUCAAACAAAGAUGUUCUUGACAAGGAUUCUGGGAAGCUGAAAGUUCCUGAGAGAAUAGGCAAAGUGAUUCCUGUUCUGCAAACCAAAACAAGGACUAAUGUUUCGACGUUUUCACAAUCAGAUCUAGAACGGAAGAAGCAAACUUAUGUCAGGAGUGUUUUUGCUCAUAUAAAAGACUCAGUGGAUUCUAACCAAGGUGCCUUGGUGGAACUGUGUUCUUUGAUGGAUCAAGUUCAUCAUAUGCAUAACCAUCCACAUCCUUCGGACCUCACCAUUCGAAACUAUGCCCGGUUCCGACAGAAACCUCUGGAAAGAUACAGUCUGACUCAGUGGGUUGACAGGAACAAGCGAAGCCACCAGCGGUUCCAGAGUCUCUAAGAUAUCCAGUACAGUCCAUGUGUCUCACCCCAUUAGCAGUGAAGGUCCCUGUCCAGGUUCUGUCCAGUGCAGCAUCUCAUCUUCUGCUGUUUUGUGCUUGGCCGAUUUUGAAUUUUAUUUUUCACAAGAUUUUUAUUUAAAGAACUUUUUGCCUUUUGGAAGUGCCCAUUGCCGACUUGAAAUUUUUUGUAUAAAAUCCUUCAGGCGUGCGUGUGUGCGUGCGUGUGUUUAAGCAGUGUUAAGAUGAUACAGUUUUUAUUUGUUUCUUUAAAUUGAAGGUGGCCACCUCCUGAAAGCCAACAUUAAGCCAAAACACCCAGGCUCAAACUAAACACCCAUCUUUAUGCAGAAGUGAAAUCUACUGUUGCCCAAGAGAAAUAAUCGUUUAAUCUUCUGUAAGGAAGAGAUUCUUUAUCAGGCUGCAAGCCAAUGUUAAUUGCUCAUGACUUAUAAAUGGAUACAAGUAACUUUUAACACCCCUCUUACUUUCUUAUUUGAAUCUCUAAAUACCUGUCAAAAUUUUAACGUUGGUAAUCCAAAAUGUUUGAAAUAGGAUAGAUGUCCUGUUGAAAGGACAAAUUAAAAGUAUAAAUCUUCUCUCCUUUUUGUAUCUACCAUCUGCCUUUAUUUUUGGCUUUUAUUUCACCCUUUAUCAAACUUACUUUGCAUAGUAGUGUUUGCAAAUCGUAUACAUCUUAACUUUGACAGAAGACUGCUGACUGAGUAACCCAUGUUGAUUUGUGGUCUUGUAGCUGUCUUCUCUGCCUUUUUUCAAGGAUUUGCCUUUUUUUUUUACCCAGUGACCACUGUGCUCUCUAGGGUUCGACUGAUAAAUUCCUGUUAGACAUGGAUGUGCCUCUUAAGAACAGUGUCCCUACUGUGUUUACUGAAGAGCUGCUCACACAGGGUCUCCACUCCAGGACAGUCAAAAGUCAAUGCUAUUGAGGCUUCAGUUUCAUCUGCCGAACCCAGACUUUAAGGAUGAGGUCAUGUGCUAGUGAGCUUCCAUCCUGUGGGAGAAACUUUGGAGAGGCACUCUUUUGUCUCCGUUAUUAGUCAACAAGAGGUGCCUUUAGACCCUGGAUGUUAUCAUCUCAUUUGGUCGAACCUCUGAUGCAGUUUUACAAAACUGCUAACAUGGGUCUAAUAUAGUUGUGAUUAAGCCUGUGCACAAAAACAUUACCUGAUCUUAAGGUUUGGUUUUCUAACCCAAGUUGACAGACUGCAGCCAUCUUGAUGGAUGCCUUAGGAGUUUGCUAUUCUUUCUUUAAAGACAGCUUUAGACAUCUUUCGGGAGAUUUUGCAGUCCAGUAUUUAUGCUGUUGCCCACUCUCUGUGAAAGUUGUACAUAGUUGCUGUAGCACAGCCUGUGAUACUGGCUAGCUGCCUCUCUCUGGUUUUGUUGUUUCAUCAGCCCAUCUUUGUGAGUAACCCAUCUUAAGCAUCCUUCCCUGCUUUAGAAACUGACUUGGGAAAAGCUUGGUCAUUCAUGCCACCAAUAACUUUAGAUGGAUAUCCUUAAGUAUUUAUUGUUUUUAUCUGGUUAAGGAUUCUCUCUUCCUUGGACAUUUGGUUUAAUUCUGAGACCAAAAUGCUAAAAAGUUACAUGCAAAGGCAAGAGUCAAAUCUAUUUUUUCAGUUAUCAUUUAAUAUGUCAGUCACUUCUCGAGGUUUUCUUAAAUUAGGUUGAUAGAGUGAGACAAGCAAAAAUCUAUCUACCUUUGGAACCACAGCAUAGCUAAAAUUAAUCAUAGCUGGAAUAACUAGCAUUGCAACUGCCUAGGGCCCCGUAGAUAACGCAAGUUCUGAAGAGACAGUGUUUUGCUUAGGCCAAAAUCUAGGACUCAUGUUCCUACCUUUCUGCUACAAAAGGGUUUAAGCCUGAAUCUGUAAUGGGAGCAUCGCCUUUGCGAAAUCAUAUGAGUGACAGGUUAACUAUAAAAUGUGACAAUCACAUUUCCUCUUUGCUCAAAUAAUUCUGUUUUUCCAAAGCUUUAGCAGCUUAAUUAAAUCUGUUGGACUGGAGGAGGAGAGAACUGUUCUCUAGCAGUUAACAUAAUAUUCUUCAAGGAGAAAAAAACAGCCAAAGAAAACUCAUUAUUAGGCAUGCCCGCCUGGUGGGUAAAAUCUGGAGUUUUAAUAUGUUUUUAAAGAUGCACAUCUAUGUUAACAUACAUUUAACUGCCUACCUACCUUUCUUCAGCCAGGAUGACAUUCUCACCACAGGGGUAUUGAUGAAGCAGAGUAAAAAUGUGUUUAUGUAGUUUACUUAGAGGUAAAGAGCCGGAAAUAACCUGCAAUUUUGCAUCUAAUGCAGGCCCUGCUUUGAGUUUUUGUCAGGAUCACUUAUGAAACAAGUUUGGUGCCUCCUCUUUAUCAUGGUUUUUCCCUUGUAGCAGUUGUGUUUAAUGUCAUUAAAAAGAAAUAAAAGUUCUUGUCAGUGGCA